Paramisgurnus dabryanus is the source of this 1425-nucleotide messenger RNA. Its product is annotated as epoxide hydrolase 1-like. Gene Ontology annotation, biological process: epoxide metabolic process. Gene Ontology annotation, molecular function: epoxide hydrolase activity. NCBI's taxonomy places the organism in Eukaryota, Metazoa, Chordata, Actinopteri, Cypriniformes, Cobitidae. The record is from RefSeq and is a predicted model, not a curated record.
UUGGAUGAAAGUUUUUUUUGCCUUAUUCCAGGGCUUUUCACUAUGUAUAUAGAGUUGGCAGUGGCAUUGGUGCUUGGGGCAGUGGUUGCCCUGGUGUUUUUGAGGAGGAAGAAAAAAGGUCCUCUAAAAGCACAGGAUAACUGGUGGGGUGUGGGAAGUCGACCCCAAGAACCUGAGGAUGACAGCAUUCGCCCUUUCAACAUUGAGACAACUACAGAGGAGAUUGAGGAUCUGCAUCGAAGGAUAGAUCAGACCUGCAGUUUUCCAGCUCUUGAAGAAAGUCAGUUCAACUAUGGCUUCAACUCCGGAUACCUUGAGAAAGUUGUUUCUUAUUGGAGGAAUAAUUUUGAUUGGAGGAAACAAGUGGACAAACUGAACCGAUAUCCUCAUUUCAAAACCAAAAUUGAUGGAAUUGAUAUUCACUAUGUCCACGUGAAGCCCAAGAAGCUGCCAGAAGGAACCCGUGCUGUGCCUCUGAUGAUGGUACAUGGAUGGCCAGGCUCUUUCUAUGAAUUUUACGGUAUAAUCCCUCUGCUUACGGAGCCAUCCAGCCCUGAUGACAUUGUCUUUGAAGUUAUUUGUCCCUCCAUACCUGGCUAUGGUUUCUCUGAAGCCCCUCAUAAGAAAGGUUUUGACUCGGUGUGUACAGCUCACAUAUUCAAUAAACUGAUGAAGCGACUUGGUUUCGAUCAAUUCUACGUUCAAGGAGGAGAUUGGGGUUAUCUUAUCACUACUAAUAUGGCCCAGCUGGAGCACAACACCGUAAAAGGUCUCCAUAUUAACUUUGCUGCCCCUGAACCAGGCCUUCUCAUGGUGUUGUCUUUACUAUUUGGGCGAUGGUUUCCCAAACUAUUUGGCUUUACUGAGCAUGAUUUGAAACGUAUCUUUCCCUGUGUGAAGAAGCUUGUGGUGGAUGUCAUUAAAGAAACUGGAUAUGUGCACAUACAAGCCACCAAACCUGACACUGCGGGACGUGGAUUGAAUGACUCUCCUGUUGGUUUGGCUGCCUACAUAUUGGAGAAGUUUUCAACCUGGACCAAUCCUGAAUUUAGGGAUCUUGAGGAUGGUGGAUUGGAGAGGAAGUUUUCUCUUGAUGAUCUACUGACAAAUGUGAUGAUCUACUGGACCUCAAGGUCCAUUAUAUCCUCAAUGCGGUUCUACAAGGAGAAUUUUAGCAAAGGUCCCGAUCAGGCCCAUACAAAAAUUCCUGUUUAUGUUCCAGCGGCAAUGGCCUCUUUUCCCAAUGAGGUCAAGCACAGCCCCAAACUGUGGGUCAAACAGAAAUACUUGAACCUCAAGACCUACACUCAUAUGGCUCGCGGUGGACACUUUGCGGCUAUGGAGGAACCGCAGUUACUGGCAGAGGAUGUUCAGAAGUUUGUGAAGAUUGUGGAAAGAAAGAUGAAAUGAGGAUAGCUCAUGUGC